This is a messenger RNA of Eruca vesicaria subsp. sativa (arugula), 399 nucleotides long. Lineage: Eukaryota; Viridiplantae; Streptophyta; Magnoliopsida; Brassicales; Brassicaceae. The record is from the annotation of a GenBank genome assembly.
AUGAUGAGAAGACAACGAGACCAUGAGUCUAGGGACUUCUACGAUCUAUCGGCUCUUGUUCUGAGUCUCCUCCGUUCUCCUCCUAUGCCUAUUUCUCUACCUGAUCAUUUCCCUGAUUCCGUUCAUCCAAUUAGGCCUCGUUAUUCUUCGUCGAUGCAUAUAUCUCCUUCGGGAUUCGCGUCGAUGCUUCUGGGGAUAUCUUUGGCUCUUAUGCUAUGUGGAUCUGUGACGUUCUUCAUCGGUUUCCUCUUGUUGCCUUGGGUUCUUGCUCUCAUCUUUAUUUUCUACGUCGUUGGGAUCGUCUCAUCCAUUUCCAUGGCUGGGAGGUUGAUACUCUGUUACUUCUUGCCGCCACCUUCCUCCUCCAGUAAGGAGGUUUCUGAUUGGAAGCUUUUGUGA